This is a messenger RNA of Apis mellifera (honey bee), 1474 nucleotides long. RefSeq lists its product as uncharacterized. Gene Ontology annotation, molecular function: lipid binding. The record is from RefSeq and is a predicted model, not a curated record. The coding region runs from base 463 to 882 and encodes 139 amino acids. NCBI's taxonomy places the organism in Eukaryota, Metazoa, Arthropoda, Insecta, Hymenoptera, Apidae. Gene Ontology annotation, cellular component: extracellular region. The transcript has a single exon. Gene Ontology annotation, biological process: lipid transport.
UUUUAAAAAAUAUUUUUCGUUCCAUUUAAAUAGCAAGAUAACUUGAAUUAAAAUCGAUGAUGAGGGAAGAGCGAAGACGAAGAAGGAUGCUGCGGUAACUGCGAGGCGUCAUUAUCGUUCCGCGUCUCUCCCUCCCCUUCUCCCCCUCUCCCCCGUGUCACGGAAGCGUUCAGGAUGCAAAGUAGCAUUUGUACGUAUCCUGCGGUGGGACAUCGUCAGCUGUUAACUUUUCGAGUUAGCGGAGCAGAUAAGGGCCCAUGGGCGGUGGCGGAAUAGCACUUUGCCUCCGAGUUACACCGCGAUAGGCGUAGCGUCAAACUUUCGCUGUGAAACCUGUGAAACCGAAUUAGAAUCGAAGAGGUUUCCAAGAGCGUUCGAUAAAAGUCGAUCAGGAGGAGACUCGAAUCGUUCUAUCUAUUCAGUCACUUUCUGGCUCUUUCACAGUGAAUACCUACAAGAAAAAUGAAAACCAUCCUUACGAUUAUCUUUAGUAUUAUACUGAUUUCGGAGGCCAAAGUUGCUCCGACUAGCACUACCAAUUCUCAAGGAACUCCUGAUGUUCAACUAAGCGAACUUAUAAGCCAGACUCAAGCAAACAUCAACAAUUUAGCAAAACAAAUUCAGGAACAAUGGAAUAUCCCUGAUCAAGACACUAUUGUAAAAACUGUCAAAGAUCAAAGCGCCAAUUUCGUUAACAAUAUUCAAGAUUACAUAAAGAAUGUUACUGAAGAGGUCAAAACCAAAACUCCCGAAUUGGAAAGAUCAUGGAAUGAUGUUAAAACCAUGCUCUCCAUGGUCCAACUCUUCCUUCCAGAAACGUUCGUUUUUUCGAAUAAGGAGGAAAGAAAGGAAGGGAAGAAUAAUGGAAAAAAAUUUUCCUAAAAAAGAGUAUUUUAUUCUUAUAGACGAGGGUAAAUGAAUUAAUAUAUGCAGAAUACGACCAGGACAAAUGUUUGCCGCGUGCAUGUUCGAUUAAUAAUUCACUAUCGCUGGACCGCAUCGGUUGAUCCUAUAAUUAUUCUCUAAAUAGUGAAACAUAAACAGAACGAUUACCCGGCUCAUCGGGAGAGUGUUUCGUAGCAGUCGAAUAACGUGCAAUUAUUCGGUUAACUGGCCGGAUAAAUUAUUCAGUAUUUCGCGUGCAAAUCAAUGCCUCGCCGCGACUCGACACGAUUUAUGGGUACGGUAUGCUACGCUGUUUCCCUACUUUCACAGAAAUUCUCUCGCCUCUAUUCGCUCGGUCCCUGGCCGAGUUUCACUUUUAUUUUAUUCCGCUUUGAAGCGUUACGUUACGUUACGUUGCGUUAAACUUUGACAAAAAUAAUUACUUACCUUCGAAACGAGAGCUAAUAAUAUUAUAAUAAGAUGUGGAAUGAACGCGAGGGGGGAGCUGUGUCACAAAUCGUAUUCAACGGAUUCAUCCAAAUAUUAAUAUCGUAUCCGGAUAAAAGUUAAAAACGAGUAUUUUUAUAUU